UGUGUGUACCUCGCUAGACAGCUCUCCGCCCCCGCCUGCUUCCUUCCCUCUCAUUGAACUAAAGCGACAGGCGGGAAAACCCCCAACUCGCUUCAGCGCUGAGGCAGGGCAGCGAGACAACAAAGGUACCAGGUGGCGUCCCGCCCCCAUUGUGGCGUGGGCGUUGUUGCCAGGCGGGCCCCGCCCCCUUUCCACCCCUGCUCGGCCUUGCCCCGCCCCACCAGGCCCACGCUGGAGUUUUCUUGGGGCAGCGGUGGCAGCUGCUGGGCGCCUCGUAGCCGCUUCGCGCGCGCGCCUCCCUCUUUCUCUUUCUCCCUUCCCUCGCGCCGUGCGCUGUCGGGGGGGGAAGGGCGAACCCAGCCGGGUCCGAGAGUCAGCGAAGUGAGCGAGAGAACCAGACACGCACGCACCGGGCACCUUCGGCUCAACCGCCCGGGAGCGGAGGCGGCGGCGGUGGCGGUGGCUCCAGGAUGGAAGGGGACCGGCUGGAACCCACCGUUACCAUUAAGAAUAUAGAACGAGAGCUCAUUUGCCCAGCAUGCAAGGAGUUAUUUACCCAUCCACUUAUUCUUCCUUGUCAACACAGUAUCUGCCACAAAUGUGUAAAAGAAAUUCUCUAUUUCACACUUGAAGAUUCGUUCAGUGAUGCUGCCUCGGAGACUUCCAAUCAAAGUAGCCCUCGCAACCGGAUGCAUUCCCCUAGCUUGGAUAGAAUUGACAGGGUUAAUAGAUCAGGUUGGAAACGCAAUUCAUUGACUCCUAAGACAACUACCUUCCCUUGCCCUGGAUGCCGGCAUGACAUAGACCUGGGAGAGCGUGGCAUCAAUGGCCUAUUUCGGAACUUCACUUUGGAAACUAUUGUAGAACGAUAUAGGCAGGCAGCAAGGGCAGCUACAGCCAUUAUGUGUGAUCUUUGUAAACCACCACCACAAGAAUCUACAAAGAGCUGCAUGGAUUGUAGCGCAAGUUAUUGCAACGAAUGCUUCAAAAUACAUCAUCCCUGGGGAACUGUAAAAGCUCAGCAUGAAUAUGUGGGACCAACCACCAACUUCAGGCCUAAAAUUUUGAUGUGUCCGGAACAUGAAAUGGAGAGAGUAAAUAUGUAUUGUGAAAUAUGCAGAAGGCCUGUUUGUCAUCUUUGCAAAUUGGGUGGCACGCAUGCAAACCACAGAGUAACUACCAUGAGCAGUGCCUACAAAACACUGAAGGAGAAGCUUUCAAAGGACAUAGACUACCUCAUUAGUAAGGAGAGCCAGGUGAAAAGCCAGAUUACAGAACUUGGUCUUUUAAUGAAAGAGACAGAGUGUAAUGGUGAAAGAGCUAAGGAAGAAGCAUCUAACAGCUUUGAUAAGUUGUUUGAUGUUUUGGAAGAGAGGCGAGCAACUGCACUCAGGGCUAUUGAAGCUUCCAAAAACCUAAGACUGGAUAAAUUGCAUUCUCAAAUAGAAGAGUAUCAGGGACUUCUAGAAAAUAAUGGCCUUGUAGGAUAUGCCCAAGAAGUUCUCAAAGAAACAGACCAGUCUUGUUUUGUUCAAACUGCAAAACAGCUUCAUGACAGAAUUCAAAAAGCAACCGAAUCUUUGAAGAGUUUCAGACCUGCAGCUCAAGCUUCUUUCGAAGACUUUGUUAUUAACGUAGCAAAACAACAGGAGGCUCUUGGAGACUUGUCUUUCUUUUUGAGUGGUGUUGAUAUACCAGAAAUCAAUGAGGAACACAGCAAAAUGUAUAACAAAGCUCUGAUCUGUUGGGAUCAUCCACAGAAAGCAGGUUCAGCUGAUACUUACAUCCUUGAAUACCGUAAAUUUAACAGAGAAGAACCUAAUCCAGCAUGGCAAGAGACUGAAGUCUUCAGCAAGAGUGAAGUAAUCUCUGACCUUGACACUAACAGCAGCUACGCCUUCAGAGUCAGAGGAUAUAAAGGAUCUAUCUGUAGCCCUUGGAGCAGGGAAGUUAUCUUGCAGACACCACCAGCUCCAGUUUUUAGUUUUCUUUUUGAUGACAAGUGUGGCUAUAAUAGUGAACACCUCAUGCUGAAUGCGAGAAGAAAUGCUGUGGAAAGCAGGGCAGGAUUUCCUCUGCUUUUGGGAGCUGAACGUAUCCAAGCAGGCUGCUACACUACGUUAGAGUACAUUGUUGGAGACACUGGUAUUGUGAAAGGGAAGCAUUUCUGGGCUUUCCGUGUAGAGCCCUAUUCAUAUCUUGUGAAAGUAGGAGUUGCAUCUGAUGCUAAGAUCCAAGAAUGGUUCCAUAAUCCUCGUGAUGUAACAAGUCCAAGAUUACAGUUGUGUGACACUAUCGGGGUGAGAAAAAUAUUUCAUCACGAAGAAAAGGGCCAGAAAGAGGAGGAGGGGGGAAGAAUGGAGAAAAGAUAUGAACAAGAUAGUGGCCAUGACAGUGGGAGUGAAGACAUAUUCGUUGAGUCCUUGCAGCCUUUCACACUGGUAACCUUAGGCAUGAAGAAACUAUUUAUUCCUAAGGUGUCCCUUGCUCCAGCUGCUCCCAAAGAUUCUCUUAAUAGAAUUCUUCCCAUGCCAUCAUGCAUUGGAAUUUGCCUUGACUGUGACAAAGGCAAAGUUGGAUUCUAUGAUGCAGACAGGAUGAAAUGUCUUUAUGAGCGUCAGGUGGACUGCUCUGGUAAAAUGUAUCCAGCGUUUGCAUUGAUGGGGAGUGCAGGAAUUCAUCUGGAAGAAGCAAUUGCAGCAAAAUAUUUGCAAUACCAAGAUGAAGACAUGUAAUGCCCAAGGAUCCAUCUUUAGCAUUAUGUCUUAAUUACAUCAUAUCUCCUAAGUGCUUUUGCUGCACCACUGCUUUUGAGUCUUUCUGUUUUCCUUUGUUUUUCAAUUUCAGAGAAAAAUUUCCAUCUCUACCACAUGUUUGUUGUCCAAAAAGAUCUUGGAGUUGCCCCUUGACCUGCCUUUUGGCAUGCAGUGACCCUCAGAACCUUCAGAAAACAAAUGGAUUAGCAGCCUCAUUGCCUUGCAUAAGCUGGAAGCCUGCUUGUCUGAUUUUAAAUUCUUUCUUAGCUGAUGCUUGCUAGCAUUCACAUUCCAUUUUAAAAUGGAAAUAGGCCCCAUGUAAUAAGUGCAUUUCUUACUAUACAUUAUGUAUGCUCUUCACUUGAAAAGGAGCUUAUUUGACUACAUUGUGUGUGGUCAGGUGUCCUGCUCACUGUCUUUGCAUGGGAGCAAAGUACACUGUGAAUUCACACUGCAAUAGAACACAUAAUAUUUGGGAGAUGGAUGUGAAUCACAGAGAUUGUAUCUAAGUUGGAUUUAUUGUGCCUCAUACAAUUGACUUUUUAAAACUCGUGACUGUAUCAGUGAUUAAUAGCAAGGUUCUUAUGUGCAUUUUCAGUAUUGUAUGUUAUCUCCUAUGUACUGUACUUAAGUAUAUUUAAAUAUAAGUGCAAUUUCUCCUGCAGCAUCAGAUCUUGCUGUGGAAAGGUCUGUGUAUAUAAGUCUUCUCAGAGAGAUAAAAAUGCAGGCCCAAAUGGUAACAUUAUAGGUUUAUUUUUGUUUUUAAAAGAAAAAAUGAAGAUUUUUGUUGGUGUAGUUUGUACCUUAACUUCAUAAAAAGGGUUUUUUAGUGUGUUUAGAAUACAGUGUACUGACAAUUAAGUUUGAGACACUUUUGCCUUAAGGUGUCCUCUUCAGUUCAGAUGUUAGCUAAAAAAAAUCCACACAAAACUGACUAAACUCCAUAUAGUCUGCUUAGCUUGUGGAAAAUGUUGCUCUUAAACAGAGGUUGGUGAAGCACUGCACUUCUGAUUGUCGUUUUCUUUUGGUGGAAAUAAAUUUGUGUAGUGUGUUUUACUAAAUACUGUUUUAAAAAAAUUGAGCAUGCAGUAGUUGUCCAAGAUUUGGCAUCUGCUCAUCAUUCUGAAUCCUAAACUGUCGCCCAAACCAUUAACUCUAGCUUGUGUUUAUUUAUGAGAUGCUGACUUAGCCAUAAUUUAUUUGUUGCACAGUGAAGUGACAUUCUGCUUUUUUUAAAAAAAAUUCUAAAUCAUAAUUUAAUCAACAAGUGGAUUUGGACAUUUCUGCUGCCUUUGUGUACCACACUGCUUGAAUUAAAAUGUGAUUAGUACUGGGAAUAGUGGAAUGUUUGGGACCUACUCAGUAUAGAUGUGGUGCUUAUACUUCAGUCUAAGGGACCAGAGAAAAGUCUUAUCCAUCUGCCUAUGCAGAGGUUCUUGCUUUUUACUAAAAACGAAAACUUCUAAACUAUCCAGGAAAGUUGUGUCAUUGUUUGUUUUUAAAGGGGGGGGGGGAGGAACUCACCCAGUUUCUACCUAAAAGAAAGGGCACUUUACAUACAGACUAAGCAAAAACAUGUGUGGAUCAUUCACAUAUAGCUGCUACGACUAACAAACCUGUUAGUGACUACUGUGUGAUCUGCAAAGCUCUAUACAAAUGUACAUCAUGUAGACAAUUUUCAGAAAAUAAUAUUUGAAGCUUUAAUGCAAACCAUAAGGCCUUGUUUGAAAAUAUUGUGAAGUGGAAAUGUAACUUUCUUAAGAUUUUUUAAAAAUAAAAU
Messenger RNA from Rhineura floridana, 4536 nucleotides. It is a transcript of the gene TRIM36, whose product is annotated as tripartite motif containing 36. The record is from RefSeq and is a predicted model, not a curated record. Gene Ontology annotation, molecular function: zinc ion binding; protein binding. Lineage: Eukaryota; Metazoa; Chordata; Lepidosauria; Squamata; Rhineuridae. The transcript is spliced from 11 exons. The coding region runs from base 471 to 2735 and encodes 754 amino acids.